Heteronotia binoei (common prickly gecko) is the source of this 649-nucleotide messenger RNA. It is a transcript of the gene MSRB1, whose product is annotated as methionine sulfoxide reductase B1. Lineage: Eukaryota; Metazoa; Chordata; Lepidosauria; Squamata; Gekkonidae. Gene Ontology annotation, molecular function: peptide-methionine (R)-S-oxide reductase activity. The record is from RefSeq and is a predicted model, not a curated record. The transcript is spliced from 4 exons.
GGCCGGUUGCAGAAGGGAGAAGGAAGCGGCGGCCGGAGCGGAGAGCAGCCAUGUCCUUCUGCGUCUUCUCCGGGGGGGAGGUCUACCAGAACCACUUCGAGGCCGGAAUCUACGUUUGUGCCCGCUGCGGUUACGAACUCUUCUCCAGCAAAACGAAAUACGCGCACUCGUCCCCAUGGCCGGCUUUCACCGAAACCCUCCACCUCGACAGCGUCUCCAAACACGAAGAACGCCCGGGUGCCUUAAAGGUGCGCUGUGGGAAGUGCGGCAACGGUCUGGGCCACGAAUUCCUCAACGACGGCCCGAAGAAGGGCCAGUCUCGCUUCUGAAUAUUCAGCAGCUCCCUCAAGUUCGUCCCUAAAGACAAGAAGAACUUGAGGGAGUAGCCGUCUGUCUUCCGGAGACACCCCCUCGCCUUCUAAACUUCCCUGCCCUUAGAUGCUACACCUCCAGACGGAGACCAGCCGGCUUGGCUCUUCUGCUCGACUUGGGGAUGUUUUCAAAGGCUGAAAGGAUGGCGGAUGAGACAGAAACGAGAGCCAUCGUCUAACCACCUUCAGGGCUCGCGGGGGCGCCUGAUACCAUGCCAUCAGCAGAGAGAGAGAGAGCGCCCCCUUCUGCUUCCAUCUCGACCUCCAUCUUGACCCCA